GAGAGGAGUUCUUCCAAGCUCCGGGGUGCCUCUGGGAUGGCCAUCACUGCUUCAUCGUCCGCUACCGGGAGGGAGAAGAUCUGGGUUUGGACAUGCACACAGAUGACUCGGAUGUGACCUUCAAUAUCUGCCUGGGCCUCAACUUCACUGGCGCCGGUUUGCAGUUCUGCGGCGCUGUGGGGACACCAGACCACCGAAAGCACCACUUGACCUACCAGCACCGGAAGGGUCAUUGCGUGGUGCAUCUGGGCCGGAAACGCCACGGAGCCGACGACAUCACUUCAGGAGAGCGUUUGAAUUUGAUUCUCUGGAAUCACUCCUCCGAGUUUCGCCAAAGCCGCGACUACCGGAACCCACC
Molecule: messenger RNA, 358 nt
Organism: Symbiodinium necroappetens
Lineage: Eukaryota; Dinophyceae; Suessiales; Symbiodiniaceae
Source: the annotation of a GenBank genome assembly